Messenger RNA from Guyanagaster necrorhizus, 374 nucleotides. RefSeq lists its product as uncharacterized. NCBI's taxonomy places the organism in Eukaryota, Fungi, Basidiomycota, Agaricomycetes, Agaricales, Physalacriaceae. The coding region runs from base 1 to 234 and encodes 77 amino acids. The transcript is spliced from 3 exons. The record is from RefSeq and is a predicted model, not a curated record.
AUGUACGACGACACUGUGGGUUGGGGCCCUUCGCCUCAGACCGGCGACAUCGUCAAGGACGCACUGAGGAAGGAGCAACUCCUCAAGGAAAUUGCAGCCUCGCAGGACGACCUUCGUACAUUAUAUGACAGGGUGCAAACUGUUCAGAAGGAGGUCGAUAAGCAGACUUCCGGGAAUGAAACACUGCAAAUGUAUAUCGACAACCUGACGGUCCAAAUGGCGAAACGAAGAUAGACAUUAAUUCCAUAAUCCAGAGUUUGAAGACGUAACAGGAUCCGAUAAGAUGCACAGAAAACUAAGCACAGAAAACGCUGGAUACAAUAAUUUAUUUAAUAAGACCGAUGGGGAAGAGAGCUCGUAACGAGCACAGCUAA